Molecule: messenger RNA, 822 nt
Organism: Aspergillus homomorphus CBS 101889
Lineage: Eukaryota; Fungi; Ascomycota; Eurotiomycetes; Eurotiales; Aspergillaceae
Exons: 2
Coding region: 1-822 (273 amino acids)
Source: RefSeq, a predicted model, not a curated record
AUGGGUUCCACACUCGUGGAGAAAAGAAAGAGAAAACCGAAUAAAGAUGAAAAAUGGGUUGUUGCUGUUGUGAGACAAAAGGACCUUCUUCAAGCAGAUAUACUUGCAGAGCCAGCGUCGCAAGAAACUAUUGCCCCAGCAACUUCUGACUACCCAGCAGGCUCGCCAUCCCGUGCUCGCCCCUCCCCCUGGGACCAAAAUGCCUUCUUCCAUCGGUGUCACCGACCAGGAUGCUCGGCCGUCUACAAUCGCGACUGCUUCGCGGAGAUGAUGGAUAUUUCGGAGGUCGAGGGUAAUUGCACCGGUCCGUUUGUCUGUUUUGCCUGCGGCGGCUCGUGGGAUGUAGGCGACCCGGAGCAGAAUUUCGACGAGUACUUCUCAGACGAGCAGCAGGAGCAGCUUCUUGAUCUGUCCUCCGACAAGGUGACGCAGAACGAGCAGGAGCAGCAUCUCAAUGACCGAUCCCUCUACGAGGCGACAUAUAAGGAGGAGCAGCAGCAGCGUCUUUAUGACUUUUCCCUCUACCAGGCAACAUAUAAAAAGCAGGAACAGCUUCUCAAUCUAUUCCACGACGAUCGGGCCCCGACCGAGCAGGAACAGGAGGAACGAUCACCAACACCCCCCACAAGCCCCCCAAGUUCCAUCACCCCCAGUUUCGUACAAAUCGACAAGGACACCUACAGAUGUACCUUGAUCGUUGAUGGGCGUCCUUGCGGGAACUUAUGCCGUAGCAAGGCGGCUGCGACUCGUCAUCACCGCGGUGAUCAUGAAGGUCGAUACAAGAACCGGCGCAGGAAGAAUCAGACUCGACGUCGCCGCUAG